Nylanderia fulva is the source of this 1048-nucleotide messenger RNA. RefSeq names its product protein KTI12 homolog. The record is from RefSeq and is a predicted model, not a curated record. NCBI's taxonomy places the organism in Eukaryota, Metazoa, Arthropoda, Insecta, Hymenoptera, Formicidae.
AGGUAGAACUUUUUAAGCCACGGAUAAAAUUAUUAUUGAAGAUGGCCAACCAUGGGGUUUCAAUUUAGAGACCCUUUGUAAACAAAAUUAUAAUUAUUUAAAAAACAAUAAUUAUUAAAGAAAGUUAGAGAAUGUAAAAGACUGAACCUCCUUUUAUUUGGAUCAGAUAUAUUUAAUUGUUGUUAUACCAAAAUGCCGCUGAUAAUAAUUACUGGUGUUCCGUGCAGCGGUAAAACAACGAGGAGUCUUGAAUUGCAGAAAUAUUUUGAGGACAGACUAAAGAGCAGUGGACAAAAUGUAGAAGUAAUUAGCGAAUACGAUACGAUAAUCAAGGCAGGCUACGAUAAAAAUGUAUUUUACGCAGAUUCUAAGAAAGAAAAAGCUGUUAGAAGCGCAAUCAAAUCAGACAUUCAACGGAGACUCAACACACGAGAUCUACUGAUAUUUGAUGGUAGUAAUUACAUUAAAGGGUAUCGAUACGAGCUUUACUGUAUGACGAAAUUGUAUAAGACUCCUCAAUGUACGAUACAUUGUGAUAUACCAGUAGAAUGUGCUUGGUUGUGGAAUGAUAAACGAGUCGAGUCGGAUCGAUAUAACAGAGAAAUUUUUGACUCACUCAUAGUAAGGUAUGAAACACCAGAUAGUAAAAACCGAUGGGAUCAUCCACUCUUUGCACUUACACCAGAGGAUGAAUUAAUGUGCGAUGAAAUUUAUAAAUCGCUUUAUGAAGCCAAAUCACCAAAACCAAAUCAAAGUACCCAAUGUCCACCAUUAGCGUCUACGAAUUAUCUGUAUGAAUUAGAUACAAUAACAAAAGAUGUAAUAGAUGCAAUAUUAUCGGCGCAACAACUGGGAAUAAAUAACGAUAUAAAGAUACCAGGUUCCAGUGUGACUGUACAAAGCACGGGCACACCUGCUCAAUUAAUGAGAUUACGGAGACAGUUUUUAAUUUACAGUAAAAUGCAGCAAAGUGGAAUUGAUCAGAUUACUGCAUUAUUUGUACAAUAUCUCAAUAAAAAUUUAUAAAUAAAGCAAGAAAACUACUAUA